ACUCUAUUGUGGGGAAAACCCAAAGCCGGGGAAUUCAAAACGUAGCCUGCAUCAAAGAUGUUUGUCACAGCAGAUAUGAUGUUUUAGCGCAGCGGAAAAUGUUGAUUUAGAUUACCAAAAUACUUUCAUUUCCGGUAACUUUCCAGUAAAUCCUUGGCCCAGAUCGAACACCGCCAAGGCGGAACUCUCACCACGGGUAACAUGGAGGCUGCGGCCGAGGAGCUGCUGGUCGACUCUCAGCUACCUGUCACAAUCGAUCAAAUCGUUAACAAUACGCUAUUGGUGACGCAGACCUAUCGAGAUAGGAGCUAUACGGAGAUAUUACUUGACUGCAACAAAAAGUGUGAACCAUGCUGAAGUGGUUUUCCAAUGAGGAGGGAGAGUCUGUCUCAGGAGCCCCAGGCUCUCCCCAAGGAAGCAGUCAAAGUGGAGAAGAUGACAUUGCAGAACUGACAGAGCGACUGGUCCAAACUGAGCAUUUGGUCACUCAGCUGAAAGAGCUGAUUCGGGAGAAGGAUGCAGCACUUGGCACGAAGGAUGAACAGCUCAAGAUGGAGAAGGAGACAAGUGAGGCAAAACUGUCAAAGCUGCGUUUCCAAAACAAAGCCAAGGUGACAUCUCUCACAACACAGCUUGAAGAUUUGAAGAAACAAAUGGGAGGCCAGGACAUACCAACACACAAGAAGGGUCAAUCAGAUGGAGGUGAGCAAGCCACGCGAGGGAAAAUUGUCUUGCUGAAGAAGAAGGUUGAGGAGCUAGAGCACCACCUUGCACUGAGUGAGAAGGAAAUUGAAAACAAGAGAAGGGAGGUUGAAGCACAGCAAGUUCGAGGAGAAGAAAUGGAUCUUAUGCUGACAGAGAAAGACAGGAAGCUGGCAGAGAAGGAGGCCUACAUUAUUCACUUGCAAACAACAAUUGCUGGAGAUCAGUCCUUCACAUCAACGCAGCAACAGAUAGAUGAAAAACACCAAGCAAUACUGGAGCUUCAACAGCUGGUGGAAAGCCUCACCAAGAAAGUUGGAGAAGCAGAGGAACAUUAUAGUUUGCUCCAGGAGCAGACGGACAGCCUGAAGGACCUUCUCGACACAGAGAAAGACCAGUACAGUCGGAAAGAGAGAAUGUAUGAACAGAAUAUCCAAACCUUCAAAGAGAUAAUUCUCCAGAAAGAUAGUCAGCUGAUUGAAAUAAAUCAGAUGCAUGAACAGGAGCUCUUCAAACUAGCUGCCAAGUCUGAUGCCAGUGCUGAUCUUGAGCAGCUUUUGAAGGCUUUAAAACAGAAACUUCAUGAGAAGGAAGAGGUGCUGCUUGGUAAAACCCAAGUCAUUGACGUUCUUCAGAAAGAGGUGGACGGCAGGGACCAGCGAAUAAAGGACCUAACAGAGCGGAUGCGGAGACUACAUAUUGAACGAGAGAGCCUUGAAUCUAAAAUGGGGGCAGAAAAGCAUGUGAUGAGAGCCCAACUCCGUGACCUGAUAGAGAAGCAGCAGGUAGAGGUUCAGCAAAUGACAGAGCAGCAUCAGGCACAGUUGACUCAAACCCAACAAGAUGUCCUGGGUCAACUUGAAAAACUGAGAAUGUGUUCGGUAACACCACUAUCUGUCAGUCAGGAGGCCCAAAGUACUGAUAUAUUAUCUGGUGGUUCAACCUUUUUCCAGAGGAUAGCAGAAUUGGAAGCCCAAACAAAGCAAAAAAUGGAUGAAGCCAGCAGAUCAGAGGCCAAGUUCGUGAAAAUAAAAGCCUGGUCUAAAUCUCGAAUCAGGCAGCUGGAGGAGGAACUGAAAAAAAGUCAGGCUGGCAUUGCCCCUCCUGAUCUGACUGCCUUACAAAGUCGGAUUAUAGAGCUUGAGGUGGAACGACAGGAAAACCUUUGGAAAGUGGAGCAGUAUGAGGAUCUCAAAGCAAACAAUGACAUGUUGGAGGCUAAACUUGUGGUAUAUGAGGAGCAACAGAGGGCCCUGCAAGCAGACCUGGAACAGUUUACAAAGAGAGCUGCCUCUCAGGCAAGUGAGUCUGAAAGUGCUGAUGAUGCUCAAAGCAAGGUCUUAGAGUGGCAGGAGAUGGUAGAUGAGGCGGUCAGGGCCAAGGAUCAUGCCAAGGAAGAGAAGGCUGCUAUGGUCCUACGCAUUAACCACAUGGAGGAUGAACGAGAAGGACUGAUUGAGGAUGACUGGUUCUUUCCUGGCUGCUCCGAUCCAGCUCUGGACUCUCGGCAGCAGGGGUUGGAGGAGGAGCUGGCUCAAGAUCAGGGGCUCAGCCAACACAGGGCCAAAAACCUGGCUGUAACAGCCCAAAGAAGCCUGCAGGAGGAUUUUGAGUUUGAUGGAAAAGUGCCAUUCAAGGACUACCAAAGCACCUCGGAGAGCACAACUCCAAUGGAAGGAGAAAACAUGGGAGGUUGGUGGCCUGAGUACAGUACUCCUGACACAGAGGGUUUGCGAUCUCUCGUGGAGGAGCUGGAGCUGGAGAGAAAUCAAUUACAAGAGCAGAUAAUGGGUCUUGAAGAGCGUUGUCAAGAUCUAGAAGAUCGUCUACAGCUGCAGGCACGCAUCGAGACCUUACAGAAUGAGUCUGAUAAAUUACAGAUCCAGCUUGUCAGUGUGCGUACUCAGCAGACCAGGGAAGCAGAAAAACACCAGCUGUUGGUUAGCAGUCUCAGUGAGCAACUUAAGGGGCUCAGUGACACACAAGAAUGUCUGGAAAGCUCACUGAUUGAGAAGGAGACCACAUUAGCCAAGACAUCAGAAAAACUUGAGCUCAUUAACAGCCUCAAAGAAUCCUUGUGUGAAAAAGAGAUUAAGUACAAAGAGAUAUCUGAAAAACUCCUUUGGACAGAGCAAACUCUUGAGAAUGUUUCCAAGAAAAGCAGUAUCUCAGAGAAACACUGCUCUGAGUUAAAAGCAGAAGUCACUGAUCUCACACAGAGGCUUUGUACACUUAGAGAUAAGACUCAGAAGCAGGACAUCAUCAUAGACACAUUACAAACUGAGCUUGAGCAAACAAAUGAGGAACUAGAGAAACUAAACACAUUCCACUUGGAAGAAAGAGCCCAACUUAUUAAUGAUCUUCAACAUUGCGAGCGGGAGAUUGAUAGUCUGAAAGAUAUUCUGUUGGAAAAAGACAAAGCACUCAAUAGCAACAUGUUGGAGUAUACAGAACAAGUUACAGUUCUCAAACAAGAGCUUCAACUCAAAGAAGAAAACUUAGUUCAAGUAAAAAAUGCACUGACAAAGGCAAAUCAAGAGGCCAAAAUUGUUAGAGACUCACAAACUGCAGAUCAGCAAGGCCUUAAUCGUAAAAUCGUAGAGCUUGUUGGGAAUCUAAAGGAUGUUGAGAUGGCGUUAGACAAGGCCAAAGAAGAAAACAAGUCUAAAGUGGCUGAGUUGGAUCACCUAAUAAAACAGGCCAAAAAGUAUCAGAAAACUAUUAAUGACCUCCAAAGAGACUCUGAGAAACAGAUUUUGAGCCAUCGUACUCGAGUUUCUGAAUGUGAAACCCUCAUCUCUUCUCAAAAGGAACAGCUGACUUUAUCUACUCAAAGGCAACAAGAGUACAAUAAACUCAUUUUGCAGCUCAAAGAAAUAAAUAGUAACAAUGAGAAAAUGACUUUAAAAAAAGAAGAGGGAUAUGAAAAUGAACUUAGAACUUUGACGGAUGAAAAUAUAAAAUUCCAAUCCCAAGUGGAAAAAUACAACCACGAUAUGGAGUUGUUGUCCAAAGAAUUAAAGGAUCGAGCACAAAGUGAGGAGAAUAUUAAACAAGAGAAAGAAGAAUGCAUGGAAAUCAUUGCAUCACUGGAAAACCAACUGAAGGCAAAUGAUAAACAGGCAGCAAAUGAGAGACAGAGCUAUAAUGCUGAAUUGCUAGUAAAUGAAUCUGAAAAUCAAAAAUUGCGCAAAGAACUUAAUGACAACAUAGAAAACCUCUCCAAAACUAAGGUUUGCCUAAAACACAUGGAAACUGAGAAACAGCUGUUGCAAGAAGAGCUUAAAGAGCUCACCGAAAAGUUUGAACAACAGAAUCUGAAUGAAAAACAACGUAAUGAAAAUGUUAAAUCUGCUCUUGAACUAAAUGACAGUCUAAAGAGGCAAAUGCAAAACUUAACCAAGGAAAACAAAAGACUUGAAAUGGAAGUCAGUGAAAGAGUCAAGACCAUUUCAGAAAUCAAAUUUGAAAGUGAUUCUUUGCAUGCCAAGUUAUCCACAUUAGAAUCACAACAUUCACAAAACGACAGUAUCAUCUGCAAAUUAAAAAAAAAUAAAAAAGACUUGAUUUUACAACUUAAUGAUUUAAAGAGCCUUCUUGAGCAAACCACACUCUCAAACAAUGAGGUUGUCCUGGCCAAAACAAAUGAAUGUGGUAAUCUCAACCAGUUACUCAGGGAGAAAGAGGACUCUAUCACACAAAUGCAAGGGCAAUUGCAGAGCUACAUUUCUAAGUUUGAUGAGUUGCACAUUAAUUUAGAAAAAAAACAGCAGGUUAUAUCUGAUCUUCAAGCAAAGUUCCAGGCCCAAAGAAAUGAACAAAUACAUCUUAAAGAAACAUUGUCUCUUCUUCAAGAACAGGACUACAGUCUGAAAUCUGGGUUGUUGGAGAAGGAUGCAGCUUUGAAGAAAAAACAGGAACAGUGUCAUAGUUUGCAAAAUGAAAUUAUUUCCCACAAUAAUUCAGUAUCUAAGCUCCAAGUAGAAGUUGAAUCACUUAAUACAGAACUCUUAAAAAGUUGCAAUGAUCUUAGAGAAAAAGAAAUAAUGAUAAAAAAUGUGGCACAAGAAUGCCAAAAACACAAAGAUGACUUUGAUGAUGUAAACCAGACUGUGAAAGCUCUAAAAAAGGAAAUCAAUUGUAUGGAAGAAAACACCAGAAAAAUCAAAUCAGAAGCAGACUCUAGGGAAACAGAGUUGAGGACACUUAAACGUGAAAUUCAUAGAAUCACAGAAGAAAACAAACAACUUCAUACACUUUUAAAAUCCAGAGAAAAUGAAUUUAACGAGAAAAAAAAUAUUUCUUCAAACCUUGACAGACAGCUCAAAGCUACUCUUGAGCAGAACUCCAGUCUUCGCGCAAACAUAGCCAGUCUAAGAGAAGAUAAUGAACAACUAAAAAAAGAGUUGGCACAAAACAUUUCAUUGGUUGUGAAUUUAAACACUGAGAUUAGUCUGCUCCAAGAACAGAGAUCUGAACUCAAGGUACAAAUCUCAAACGAUAAGAAGAUGAUUAAUGAUCUUCUAAAUGAGAAAAAUGAGCUUAUUGGUUCUGUUAAUAAUGCAAAGCAAGCCCUCCAUGAAAAGGAAAUGUCUGACAAAGAAUGCUUGCUUGAGAAAACAAAUGAAUGUAGUACUCUUUCAAAAAUACUGAGUCAAAGACAAGAACAGCUUCAAAAAUUGCAAGAGGAAGUUAAUGAUUUAAAAUUUCAAGUUAGUGAGCUUAACUCCUCAUUGCUUAAGAAAGAUGAAAUUCUGUUCAAAAGGAAUUCUCUCGUUGAUGCUCUGCAGACCCAACAAAUGCAAUUGCAGGAAACAAUAGCUAUGCUUCAAGAAGAGGGAUCUGUUCUCAAGACAGGGCUUAGAGAGAAGGACAUAGUCUUUCAACAGAAGUCAGAAGAAUGUAUUGUCCAUCAGAAUGAAGUCAAACUACAGAAGGACCUUGUGUCGCAGAUGCAGAAUGAUGUUGAGUCUGUCAGGCAAGAAUGCUUCGAGACAAAGCAACAAUUAGAACAAAAGGAACGCAUGUUAAAAGAUAUAACAAGUGUAUUUGAAAACCAAAAAGAAGAGCUAAAUAAACGGAAUGAAUCACUAAUUAAACUUGAGAUUCAGCUGGUAGCCAUGAAGGAGAAUUUAGUCGAGAUGAAUCUUAAAAUUACCAACCUAAAGGGUUCUAUAGAGACGCUCACUUUAGAAAAUUGUCAGCUAACGCAAGAGAAGAAUCUAAUGAAGGAUGGGGUCAUUGAUUUAAAAGAUUCCAACCAAGCACUGAAUGAUCAGAAUAUAAGAUUGAAAUAUGAAAUUCAGAAAUCUUCAGUAGAGCUUUCCAAAGCACAUGAAGAACUUGCACAUCUAAAAACAGCAGUUAAUGUUUGUGAACUCCAACUCAAAACUGCACAGUCAGAGAAGGAACACUUGAAUCUGACCAUCCAAGGAAAAGAUGACUCCCUGAAACAACUUGGUGGUAGGAUUUUGGCGCAGGAGGAGCAGCUGAAAUGCAAAGAUAAUGAAACAUUUAGUUUAAGGGUUCAGGUUACAGAGCUUGGAGAGUCUGUCUGCAAACUGACGGAUCAAGUCCAAAGUCUUACUUCAGAGUCAAACACAUUAAAAAGUAAGUUGGCGAGAAGAGAGCAGUCUCUUCUUGAAUAUCAAAGAAAUGUCUCAAUUGUAAAUGAAAAUGUAAGUAUUAAUCUUCAUGACAAAGAAAAAGAGUGUGAGGUCUUAAAAGAACAGAUUUCACACCUUGAAGAAAAUGCUAUUAAGUCAAACAAUACCCUCAAAAUGUGGACACUAGAAAUACAAAAUCUAAAAAAAGCCUUGGAAGAAAGGGACUGUUGUCUUGUGGAAAAAUCACAGUCUCUUCAAGAUUUACAGAAAACAGCCGAUGAGUUGUUGUUCUUUAAAACUCAAGUCAUAGAAAGCACAGAGUUAGUCUCACAGCUACAGAGUCAAAUGCAGAUGCUCUCCUCUGACAGUUCUAACCAGAAAAAGUCAGCUGAAGAAACAUAUAGUGCCUUCAUUAACCUGCAAGAAAAAUAUGCUGCCAAUUUGGAUGAUUUUCAGGAUAUGGGAAAGGAACUGUGCCCAAGGCCUGAUGAAGUGUUGACACUUAACCUAACAGAUGAAAAUGACACAGCAAAGACAAAGAUAGAAACAUCGCGAGAUGAGCUGUAUUCAGCCCAACAUAAACUUGAGAAGACACAGAACCUGAAUUCCAAGCUGUCAAAAGGAAAGGACAAAGCAGUUGCUGCUAAUCAAGUAAAGGUCACUGAACUGACUGUUGGAAUAGAAAGACUAAAAGCUCAACAUCUUCAAGUUGUGACGCAAAUGACUGCAUUGACAGAAAACCUGGAGCAGAGAGACAUAGCUCUACGUGCCAUUAAAAAUCAGUACAUGGCACAAGCCAAACAUCAAUCUCACCUGAUUUCUGAAAUACAGAAACUCGAAUUGGAAAAUAACAAACUUAAGGAAAUUAUUAGAUUGUCGAAGGAGGAGCAUCAGCAGUCUCUUGCAGCUGCCAAUAAUGAAAAUGUAUGCUUAACUGAGGAUAUUAGAAAACAUCUUACAGAGAAGGAAGAGCUGGAGAGGCGGCUCCAUCAAAUUUGGGAAUCCCAAGUGGAGCUUGAGGUUCAUUUGGAGCAACAGUCCAGCAGCAUGAGUGAAACCAUCCAACAAUUGGUGUAUGACAAGGAGAGUCUUCAAACAAAGAUUAAUGAGCUGCAGCCUGGACUGACACCUGAGAAAGAAGCCAGCAGUUUGCCGAAAGAAACCACUAUUCAAAGGUUUGAAAGAGACAAACAACCAGUCAAGGUAACAGUGAAUCCGUUAGGCCAAAGUGAAAUGGAGCAGAUGGUGAGUCGAUUGGAGGCAGAGAGGAGCCAGCUUCACAGAGAGCUGCAGCGAUGCUUAUAUGACCUCCAGCAACGAGACCAGUACUUUCAGCAACUUAACUCAAAGAGGUCAGGAAAUGCAGAGGUGGCUCCUGGAGCACCUCAUGAGAGGAACAACACAGUCCUGCUCCAAGAAAGACUACUUGAGUUAGAGCGGAGUCUAGCAGAUGAACGCUGCAGACGGGAGACUGCUGAAGAGGCUUUGCAUCUUGCUGAGGCCAGCACAAAGAGUCUGUCUGGAGAUAUUCGAAGAGACUUUAGCAGUAUCGAGAUGGCAGCAGAUGAUGAUUGGGAAGCUGUGGGCCUCAACCCUAACCAGCCUUUGAUAAUGCGGAAGGUGAAAGGUGAAAUGGCGGCAUGCAAACGCUGGUUCAGAGGAAGAAGUCUGUACUUUUCCCGGCUGCUGACAGGCCGUACACGCUCUCGCUACUUCUUUCUGGCCUACUUGGUCACCAUUCAUGUGCUUGUCCUAAUGUGCCUUAGUGGUACCCUCUAAAGAGGAAAUUGAAAAGUUGGAUGUUGGUUCAAAGGUUCAGGUUGAGUUAACAUGUAUUUGUAUAUUACACACACACGCACAAACACACACAUAUGUAUGCGACACGAUUCUUACAUGCUUUAUAAAACGUGUACAGUUAAGAAACUGAAAUCUUUGUCCUUUGAGAGUAGAUUGUCUUUUGGGUUGCGUGUUUUGGUAAUAAUACAGGAGUUGCAGGAAUUGGAAAUCACUGUAAAUAUUGUACGCCACACAAAGCCUUAAAAGAGAGACAGUCACUACAGCCACACAAAAUGGGGAAAAAGCAUGGGUAGUCUUGGAUAUAACCUUUUACAAAAUUCCAUUAGCUACAAGAAGAAGAAAGUAAUCUCUGUCAUGUUAAUCACAACAAUCUAAAUCUCUUAACUUCCAACCAUCCAUUUUCUGUACUUUUGCUUAGUCUAAAAUCUCAACUCAAUUUCCCUGGCCGCAACAUUAUAUUCACUCUUCUUGUGGCUGUUUGAUGAAUAUCACUAUGAAAAAUGUUGGUCCAUUAUAAUUUUUCCUGCUCGUCUAUUAGAUUGGACAUAAUACUUAUGUUGAGGAAAACUAUGCACUGUAAAAGCACCAAGGUCUAUUAUCUCAAUGACAGAAGUACUGCAGUGAAUCCUAAAUAAGUGAGUUCAAAAGAAUACUCUCAUGUUCCUAAAGAUAAGUGGAGUAUGGCUUUUGAGCCUUAUUUCAAGUCUCUCUGCUGUAAUAUUGAAGAGCGAUGCAAAAACAAUGUUUUGAGGUUUGUUCCCCCUGUUUGUGGACGGCUCUGAUACUGUAGAGUAUUCUGUCCAAACACUACUGACUUGUUUUGUAUGUAUGUAUGUAUGCAUUUUCUGUCAUCUCAUCGUGGUCUUACAUGACAGUUUUCUCAAGUGUGAAGGUUUAAAUGAAACGAUAUUAUUUUACGCUUGUAUUUUUCUUUGAGCAAGAAUAAUUACAGCGCUGAUUAUCUUUUUGUGUGUAAAAUUCCACCUACGAACCUAUACUGUUAAUGACACACUGGCAUCACAAUAUGUAAUGGGGAAAUAAGAAUGUAUUUAUGAAAGAUUAGACUACUGGAAAAAUGUGCACAUACUUCCUCUGUUCUCAAGAGUUUGAGAAGCUGACGGGCUUGAUAUCAAGCUCAAUUUAGUGCAAUACUGUCUUUUUCAAUUAACUGUUUUCAGAUCAACAUAUCAAAAGGUAUGAAUAAAGCCAGUUGAUUUUCUUUA
Syngnathoides biaculeatus (alligator pipefish) is the source of this 9328-nucleotide messenger RNA. Its product is annotated as golgin subfamily B member 1. Gene Ontology annotation, cellular component: Golgi apparatus. The transcript is spliced from 28 exons. The record is from RefSeq and is a predicted model, not a curated record. The coding region runs from base 351 to 8087 and encodes 2578 amino acids. Lineage: Eukaryota; Metazoa; Chordata; Actinopteri; Syngnathiformes; Syngnathidae.